Messenger RNA from Gekko japonicus, 5603 nucleotides. RefSeq names its product SH3 domain and tetratricopeptide repeats 2 (gene SH3TC2). The record is from RefSeq and is a predicted model, not a curated record. Gene Ontology annotation, cellular component: recycling endosome. Gene Ontology annotation, biological process: regulation of intracellular protein transport; regulation of ERBB signaling pathway. Gene Ontology annotation, molecular function: protein binding. NCBI's taxonomy places the organism in Eukaryota, Metazoa, Chordata, Lepidosauria, Squamata, Gekkonidae. The coding region runs from base 1 to 5379 and encodes 1792 amino acids. The transcript is spliced from 18 exons.
AUGAAACAGAACAUAGCCCUUAGGAAAAAAGGGAUCUUUCCAGCACGAGUAUUUGUAAAUACCUCGAAACCAGUUUCACUUUUGCCCACGAUCCGUAAAAUGAAUAUAGGAAGGAAUAAGACGAUAUCUGACCAACCCGAUCUGAUGGAUUUCUCUCCGCAGGAGGAUAAACCACCCGAUUUAGAUGUGGAGUAUAAGACUGAUAAAUCGUUAAGGAAGUUUCCAUCCACUACAGCUUCUAAUUAUACUAGUUUAAAUCUGGAUAAUUCUGUGGAGGAAGAAUUGAAAGAUGUAUUCCCAAAACUCCCAAGAGAAGAUCAAGUUGUCAUCGUGGACAGAUUGGAGCUGUUGAAGAACAGCUUAUUGGCCUUGGGAAGUCAAUGUGGAAAUCUAGACUCCAAUACUCUCAGGAAGACUUCAUUACAACACCCCUGUAAAGCUCAUGAAGAGAUGGACUGUUUCGAAACUACAACAAACUCUGUUAAGGAUUUGGUUACACUAUUGGAUUGCAAUAAUCUUAAAACAGAUAUGGAAGCAGUAAGAAAUGACAAGAAGAAGGAUGACAGCGGAAGCCACCUGACCACUGCACAGCCGUUAAGCAUGAUAAAUUUCCAUUCUGCAAUUGCACCAGUGGACUUAAUUCCUAAUUCUGAGGUCCAAAUUUCAAGCUCUUCUAUGGAGGGGAAUCCAUCCAGGUGUCCAACUAAAGGAACGGUUUUGGGUCCUGUUAAAAGCGUCGAGCCUGUGAUGGACUUUAAUUAUCCAGCUGAAUUUACCUAUUGCUCUGGUGAGAGGAGGAGUGUCAUAGACUAUAUUAUUGUCUCAGGAAAUGUGUUAAAUCUGGUUGAACUAUUUGAAGUCUCCUCGUAUUUAGAGAGUGAUCACUUCCCUACUAUUCUGAGAUUUGUGGCACCGAACUGUGAUCCCCGAAUCAUAGAUUUACAUCUGCAGGAGAAUGAGGAAGGAAAUGAGUAUUAUAGGGUACCUUGGAAUGAAAGGAGAGAGAAAGAAAUUGCAGAGCUUUUGAGUUCUGGGGCUCUUGAUGAGUUUUUAACUAAGUUAGGAAUUGAGGGUCAAGAAGACUUACAUCUGGAUGCCUAUGCUCAAAUUAUAAAAGAAAUACAAAAUGUAAUGGGGAAGCCUUGCUCCAAACAAAAUAGAUUAACCAAUAGUAAUUCCAAGCCUUGGUUUGAUAAAGAGUGCAGAACUAUGAAAAGUGCUCUUAAUGCUAUGUACAUCAAAUAUAGGUGUGACGAGGACAAGGAUACUCUUGAGGAUAUGAAAAACUUAAAGAAACAAUAUAAGGCCUUGAUACGGCGGAAGAAGAAGGAAGCCAUAGUCCUGGCAUGGGAGCAACUAAGCUCAGCAUGUAGAGAUAAAAAUCCCUGUUUAUUUUGGAAUUUGGUCUCCAACUGUACUACUAGACCUCCCUCAGUGUGCAGUAAUACAAUUCUCCCUGAAAUUUGGGAGAAAUAUUUUGAGCAGCUCUACCAAGGCCAGGAUGAGGCUGCAACAGAGGACCUGGAUAUAGGUGAGGAGUCAUCCUCUUGUUCAUCUGUCCAACCUGUGUUCCUGGCCAGUUGGUCCAGUCUGUACCAGUACACAUCUGAGCCUCCAGGAAAAUGUUUCCAAAAGGAGAAGAUGGCAUCAGAGAUCUCCCUCUCGUUUUCUGUCAAGAGUCGUUCUGGGCAGGGCCUGAACCAUCAGCUGCAGGAGGCAGCAAGAAAGAGGUUGUGGGCCCUGGAAAAUGAUGAUAAAGAUGUUUGUGGGCUUUUCAAGGAACUGUCAGCAAGGCUGGUAUGCAUCCAGGCACAAGAGGAUCGGUUUUUAUUGUCCUUCAAGACCAUAGAAGAAAUCUGGAAGUUUUCAACAUACUUGGCACUUGGCUAUGUGGCUUGCUGCUUGGAGCAUCUUCUUUUCACCCCAGCAUACUGGCUGAACUGUGCCCUGGUGGAGGACACUGAAAUUACAGUUACUAUAGAUGAAGAUCAUAUGGCCACCAUGUACCUGGGUCUUCUGCUCCAGGAAGGAAACUUCUUUGCCAGAGCAGCGCUCAGUGUCCUCACCGAGGAAGAAGAGGAAGAUUUGAAGCUCUACAAGAGUGAGCUAGUCCACGUGAAGGACAUUGGGCAUGAAGCAAAAUGGGAAGGGACAUCUCUGUCUACAGACCAGCGGGGACUAGUCCCUGUCACAACUAUAGAGCCACUUCCCCAUCCCUUUUACCAGUGGUUUCUGAAGAACUAUCCAAUGAGCUGUGGCAUCUCCAAUCAGAUCAACGGAAGUGAUUCUUUGCAGAUUGGCCAAGGGAGGUGCAGAGCCACAGAGGAUCACAGAGGGAGAGGAUGGGAUGAGCUAAGUUUCUGCAAAGGAGACAUCAUAGAGGUCCAGGGCUUUCUCAUUCCAGGCCUUCAGUGGUUUAUAGGGAAAUCUACAACUAGUGGGAUAACAGGCUUUGUCCAGACCAAAUGUGUGCAUCCAGAGACAAAUGAACAAAUAAGAAAGAGUCCAGUAUUUUUCAGUGAACAAGAAGUGGCCUCCUUUCUUCAAGUUCCCUGCAAUGGAAGCGAGACACAUUACAGUAGUCUUCUCAGUGAAUUGGCUCAGACGGACAUUGCCUCUGUGUACAGGCUUGAUGGUUUUGAACCUGUAGCAGUGUUCUCAGAAACACCAUCAGAUGCGGUUGUGCAAGGCCUGAAGGAUGGCUGGACAUUAGAGGGUUGGGGCAGGCAGGUUGCAAAUAGCUUGCCCACCCCUAGUGAUUCAGAGAUGUCCACUCCAGAUGGAGAAUCUUCAUCUUCUCCCCUGGAAAGUUUACUUUUGCCAGAGCCAGAUGACCUUGACGAUCCCAAAUUCUUUAUUGAUUUGAAUGCUGGACACAUAGAAGAAUCUGAUGUUUUUGACCCUAUACUGACUUUCCUUAACCAAGAUGGCUAUGUGGCCCAUUUCGAGGGACUCUAUGACAUCUCCUUUUCCUUCCUCAAUUCCACUUUCUAUGGCUUUUCCAAUGAGGAGGAGCUUGUCUUAUACCUUGAGACAUCCAGGAACUGGGCCAAGAAAGGUCACCUUGCUUGGGCUCACAUUCGAAUAUGCUUUCUUUUGGGCCGACUCUGUGUCAAGAGGGCCAAGUUCUCUCAAGCCCGAGUCUAUUUUGAAGAAGCCAUGAGCACUAUGGAUAAGGGGUUUGAGGAUCUGCUCUUGCUCACCUCCCUGUACACAAACCUGGCUGCCAUUUAUCUGAAGCAGAAGAUGAAGCAAAAAUUCUUGUCUGUGAUUGGGAAAGCGGUGGCCCUUGUAGCUGGCCUUCCAGGGCACUGCUUCAGCUCUGAGAAUGAGCUAGAGGUCAUGCUGUACAUCCUGAGAGAAGCAAUUGCUACGACCAACACUGCCCUGGAAGUCCGUGCCUCCUUCCUUGUUGUCAGGCUCUUCCUUCAGCUGGGCAAAUAUGAUGAGGUCCUGCCAUUUGCAGAACGCCUGCAGUUCCUUUGUGCCAGUUUCUCCAGCCAGGGCUCCAAAGUGCUAUCUUUAGGCACAAUGCCAAUCUUGAGCUACCUGUAUGACAAGAAGUACUUGCCACACAUUGCUUUGGCAUCUGCCAGGCUAUAUUCCCCUAGUGGCAUAACAGUGGCACUCACUCCCAUUUGGAGAGCUGGAUUUAUCCUUAUGAAUGCCUCUAAGCUCCUGAAAGUCCAAGAAAGAAGCUGCAAUGUCCCUGCUGUGGCUUGUUAUUAUCUCAAUUGCGCACUGGCCUUCUCGCAUGAAAAGAAAGCUGUGUCCACUGAGAGAGCUGUGUGUACAGUUUUAGCCAAAAUGUACCUGAAGCAUGGCGUGGUACAGGCAGCUGUUCAUUAUUCCAACAGAGCUGUUGCCCUCGGCAAAAUGUUGGGCGAGGAAGAGGCUUUUGAAUCCUCCCUUUCUUUGGGAUGGAUGUAUGCUUUGAAUGGCCAGCCGGAAAAAGCUUCAGAGAUCAUGCUCUGCCUCCUGCAUUCUCUGCGCCAGACAGACAGUGUGACACAGGAUGGGGUGGUCCACAACCUUCUGGCUAUCGCCCUUAAGGAAGAAGGACAGGUGCAAAAGUCAGCCAAAAACUACCUGUGGGCCUUAAAUAAAGCCCGGGAGACAGGCAACAGGCGGAACCAAGCUAUCGCCUUAUGCAACUUUGGAUGCCUGGCUCUGUCUUGCAGUGCAUACCACCUAGCUGAAUGUUACUUUCUCCAGGCUGUUAGGUUGUAUUUUGAAUUCGAGGGUGGUGAUGAUGCCCAGAUGGAAUUGGUGCAGGUCCUGCUGUGGUUGGCACAAUCCCUGGUGGAGAGGCAUAAAUCAGAAGAGAGCAAGCUGUUCUAUGAGCUGGCCUUGGCAAUUGCCUUGAUGUCUCGCAACAUGAUGAGUCAGCUUCACACUGUUGAAUCCCUCUGCCAUUUCCAUAGCAAAGUGCACCCAAAUACUGGUGCUUGUAUUGUUUACCACGAGCACCAAGUUUCCCUAGCCCAGCAACUCCAAGACAGAGGAAUGGAAGGACAGCUUUUGCAGGUUCUUGGCCAGCUAUACCAGAGUCUACAUACAACAAGAUCUCUGCAACGGGCGCUGGACUGUACCAAGCAGAGUCUGAGAAUCUUCAUCGAUCUCGGGGAGACAGUCAAAACAGCACAGACCUGGCUGCAGGCGGGGAGGCUCUACUAUCAAAUGCAAGAGGACGAACUGGUGGAAAUGUAUUUGCAGGCAGCCAUACAGACUGCACUGAAACCUGGAGAGCUGCAUCUGGCCAUGAACCUGUAUGAAGAAGCUGGUGAUGUCUUCUUCAAUGGGAUCCAGAACAGACAAAGCGCAGUGGAAUAUUACAGGGGAGGAGCCGUUCCUCUAGCAAGAAAGUUGAAAGCCACGCAGACUGAGUUGAGGGUGUUCCACAAGCUGACUGAGCUGCAGAUUGAGCUCCAGAACUAUGAGAAGGCUUUGGAAUUUGCCACCUUAGCAGUCAGACUGAGUGUGGAUGCAGGAGAUCAGUUACAAGAGCUGGUUGCCUUUCACCGACUAGCCACGGUGUACUAUUUCCUGCACAUGUAUGAAAUGGCUGAGGACUGCUACUUGAAGACGCUUUCCCUGUGCUCACCAUCAUUACAAGGUGCUCAAGAGGCCAUGUAUUACUCCAAGGUUUACUGUCGCCUGGGCGAUCUGACCCUGCACAAAUUAAAGGAUGAGCAAGAUGCAGCCAGUUACUUCCUCUUGGCUUUGGCUGCUGCCACUGAGCUCGGUGACCAGGCUUGGCAAGGCAAGAUUCAGGAAAAGUUGGCUCAAAUACACAAUGCUUCCCAGUGGAAUAAGGGCCCAAGAGGAUGGACCACGUAUCGGGCCCGGUGGCUGAGUGAAGGACGACAUGCUGUAUGACAGGUCACAUCGUAUGGUUUGAGUGCUCUCAGACUUCUGAGCCAGAAGAAGUAAAGUUUAUCUUACCUCAGUGCCAAAAAGGCCACAGGUGCCUUCUAAACCAACGCAAAGGGGAGAAAUAUGAUCCAGUGUUUCGAACUCUUGCAUUUCAUGAACUGAGCCGUGAGAAAAUCUACCUGCUGUGUGUGGAGUCAUCUAAGGUUCUAUCAGCAACAGCAACAAUA